AACUUAAUUAAUUGACACCGUACCUUAAUUAAUUUUUGACUUUAUAGUUAACUCCGGAAAUCAUCUUCGAAAUAUAAAAAUUGGGCGGUUCAACUUUUUCUCUCUCCACUCAAAUUCAUUUUUCAUAAUUUCUCUCUCCUCUCCCUUCGCUGUAUCGAAUUCUUUCGUUUAUGGCGAUCUGAGAGGAAGAGAGACUUUCUGAAUCAGCACUUCAUUAACGAAGAACACCAAAUUAGGGAAUUCCGUGCUGAUUAUUUUCCUCUUUUUUAGCUCAAUUUUUGAAUUUUUUUGAAUUAUUGUUUCAUAAUAAUGGCUGCAUUGGAAUCCCUUGAUUCGUUCUUGUUUUCGGCUAGCCGAGCAUUCCUUAGCCCCUUUUCCGUUUUCGUUCAGAUCCAGGGAUGUUUAAUCUGUUUAGUUCUAGCAUUUGGGUGGGCCUGCGCUGCUUAUGUCAGGAAUAAAGAAAUCAAACGCAUGAAAAAUGAGCUGAGACGGGGAAAUACCUUUGGUUUCCUUUGUCAUGACAUUAAUGAGCUUGAGCACUCAAAUCAGGUCAAUCUGCCAAGAGUCACAGUUGUUAUGCCUUUGAAAGGAUUUGGAGAGCACAAUUUGCAUAACUGGAAAAGUCAGAUUACAUCCCUUUACGGUGGCCCUAUAGAGUUCCUUUUUCUUGUAGAAAGUACAGAAGACCCAGCAUAUCAUGCUGUAUCUAGACUUAUCAAAGAUUAUCAGGAUGAGCUUGAUGCUAAGAUUAUUGUGGCAGGCUAUUCAACUACUUGCAGUCAGAAGAUACACAAUCAGCUUGUUGGUGCGGAAAAAAUGCAUAAAGAUAGCAAGUAUAUUCUGUUUCUAGAUGAUGAUGUUAGGCUACACCCAGGAUCAAUAGGUGCUCUCACUGCUGAAAUGGAAAAAAAUCCCGAGAUUUUUAUUCAAACUGGAUAUCCGCUUGAUUUACCUUCUGGGAGCUUAGGAAGUUACUGUAUAUAUGAAUAUCACAUGCCUUGCUCUAUGGGGUUUGCUACGGGUGGAAGAACAUUCUUCUUAUGGGGUGGGUGCAUGAUGAUGCAUGCCGAUGACUUCAGAAAUGACAACUACGGCGUAGUCUCCGAACUUCGAGAUGGUGGAUAUUCUGAUGAUAUGACUCUUGCAGCUAUUUCUGGAGCUCACAAAAAACUCAUAACAUCUCCUCCAGUUGCUGUGUUCCCUCAUCCACUUUCAAGCGAUCUUAGUUUCUCGAGGUACUGGAACUACUUGAGGAAGCAAACAUUUGUUCUAGAGUCAUAUGUGUCGAAGGUCAAUCGGAUCAUGAACCGUGCAUUAUUUUCCGUCCACUGCUACUUCUCAUGGGGAUUUGUGGCACCAUAUGUCAUGGCUGUGAUACAUGUUGCGGCUUCACUCCGGAUGCGCUACGGAUCAUAUUCAAUUGAGGAUGAAACCCUUAUUUCUGGUGGGUGGUUAUUUGUGGGUUGCCUGGCCAUAUGCACUGCUAUCGAGUUGCUUUCCAUGUGGAACUUGACAAGGAUUGAAGUUCAUUUGUGCAACUUGUUGUCCCCCGAGGCACCGCCUUUGUCACUUGCAACCUACAAUUGGUGUCUGGUAUUUGUGGCGAUGCUUGUGGAUAACUUUUUAUAUCCUAUCUCUGCUCUAAGAUCUCACUUCACGCAGUCUAUUAAUUGGUCUGGUAUAAUAUACUAUCUGAAGGAUGGGAAAAUAUACAAGAUUGAUAGAGGAAAUGACAUCGGUCCAAAAUACUCAGACCUAAGUGGAAAGAAUUUGCAUGGGAAAAGGGGAUCUCCACCCAAAGUAUCAUUCAUCAGUUCAUUAGCAAGAACUUUAGUACAGUGGCGGCAGCCGAAAAAAUAUGAUGUGUAGGAUCAUUUAUAACAUGAAUGAUAGGUUGCAAUUAUUUUGGACAGCAAGGGACUUCGAAGCAAUAUUUUUUCGCGAAUACAACCCUCACAUGUCAAUUUGGCCAUUCUUCAUUGAUUGAUUCAUGCAUUAGGAUUCAUUUUUUUAUUCUUCAAUCGAUUGAUCUUCAUCUUCAGCUUCAGCUGAUUUUUUGUAAUUUAUAUCAAUAUCAUUCUGUAGUUUUGAUCAGUGUUAAAAUUUCCUUGUACCAUUGUAAAGUUACAAAUGUUCGAUUUUUCAAGCGUGAUAAAAUAGUUGUUUUGCUUAA
Messenger RNA from Spinacia oleracea (spinach), 2173 nucleotides. RefSeq lists its product as uncharacterized. Gene Ontology annotation, biological process: glucosylceramide biosynthetic process. Gene Ontology annotation, cellular component: membrane. The coding region runs from base 310 to 1869 and encodes 519 amino acids. Lineage: Eukaryota; Viridiplantae; Streptophyta; Magnoliopsida; Caryophyllales; Amaranthaceae. Gene Ontology annotation, molecular function: ceramide glucosyltransferase activity. The transcript is spliced from 14 exons. The record is from RefSeq and is a predicted model, not a curated record.